Anarrhichthys ocellatus (wolf-eel) is the source of this 1416-nucleotide messenger RNA. It is a transcript of the gene cebpd, whose product is annotated as CCAAT enhancer binding protein delta. Gene Ontology annotation, biological process: regulation of transcription by RNA polymerase II; regulation of cell differentiation; DNA-templated transcription. Gene Ontology annotation, molecular function: DNA-binding transcription factor activity, RNA polymerase II-specific; RNA polymerase II cis-regulatory region sequence-specific DNA binding. The coding region runs from base 178 to 1089 and encodes 303 amino acids. The transcript has a single exon. The record is from RefSeq and is a predicted model, not a curated record. Lineage: Eukaryota; Metazoa; Chordata; Actinopteri; Perciformes; Anarhichadidae.
UGCUGUCAGAAGAAGAUUACUAUUUUAUUUUUAAUUUUUAAAAGUGAUUAAGGCGCGUGCACCGAGAGUGGAAUCCACUGCAGGUUUACUGCGCUGUCACAUCUGUGGGUCACUUUAUUUUACAACAAGUUGAUAUAAACUUCCUAAAAACCACGUGGGAAGAAGUCAGCAGUGUUCAUGUGUGACAUAUACAGCCUGGACUCUCAUUGCGUGUCUCCACGAUGCAACAUGAGUUGGGCGAUGGAGCCUGCUAACUUCUACGAGAGCGCCAAGCUGGGGGGCGCCCCGCAGCUCGGCGUCUGCAAGCCGGGCAGCAGGAGCGAGGAGGACGGCACCAUGGUGGAGCUGAGCACCGCCACCGCGGCCAUGUACGACGACGAGAGCGCCAUCGACUUCAGCCAGUACAUCGAGUCCAUGACGGCCGUGCCGAACCUGGAGCUGUGCAACGACGAGCUCUUCCUCGACCUGUUCAACAACACCGUGAAGCAGGAGAAGCUGGAUUUCUACAACAUGCAGAGCCCCGCGCCGCCGGGCGACAUGCACCAGCAGCACCAGCACCAGCACCAGCAGCACCUCCACCAGCAGCUGUCAGCCGCGUACACAGCAGCGGAGAGGAAAGCGGACGUCGGGCUGGAUAAAGGGGCGUUUUGUGCGCCCAUCAAGCAGGAGUCCGACUGGAGUGACAGCGACAUGUCCUCGUCCCUGCCCUCGCAGAUCAAGAGCUGCGCGCAGACUUCCGUCAGCCUCACGACGGGGCAGCCGACUCCCCCCACCACCCCGGAGCCUCUCUCCAGCGGCAGCUCGGCCAGAUCCUCCCCGCGGAAGGGCGGCAGGGAGAAGGGGAAGAGGGUGGACAGGUACAGCGUGGAGUAUCGACAGAGGCGAGAGAGGAACAACGUCGCGGUGAGAAAAAGCAGGGACAAAGCCAAGAGGCGCAACGUGGACAUGCAGCACAAGCUGCUCGAACUGAGCUCCGACAACGACAAGCUUCAUAAAACUAUCGAGCAGCUAACGAGAGAGCUCUCCGGGCUCAGAGAUUUCUUCAAGCAGAUGCCCAACUCUUCGUUUGCGGGCUCCGCGAGCCGGUGAUGGACUCGCGAACCUAUGGACUGAGCUAUUAGGAGACAUACCUCAACAGACAUUUCGUUUUUUACCAUCUGUACCAGAUGUAUUUUAAGCUUACCAUAAUGGCACUGGAAAAAUAUAUAUAUGAUGUUGCUGCCAUAUUUUGUGAUUUUUCUCUGUAUUAAAUUAUUUUACCACUGCAUUUACAUGAUAUACCUGAUAUGGUACAUGUUAUAUAAUUCCAAACUUUGUAUAAGAGCCAGAGCAUGAUCUUUUAUAUAGUUUGUAUGAAACCCUUGAAAACAUUUUGUUUAUGGAAUCUAUAAUAAAAUUGCUGAAAAGGUGCAGAAA